Molecule: messenger RNA, 834 nt
Organism: Scedosporium apiospermum
Lineage: Eukaryota; Fungi; Ascomycota; Sordariomycetes; Microascales; Microascaceae
Product: PCI domain-containing protein
Exons: 2
Coding region: 1-834 (277 amino acids)
Cellular component (GO): COP9 signalosome
Source: RefSeq, a predicted model, not a curated record
AUGGAGCAAACCAAAGCUCUUAACGCGCUCGAGCCGUUCUUGGCCCUCCACAAGACUGCCACCUCCCCCAUCGCAGCCGCCGACCUCGUAACCCGCGCAACUUCGGCCCCGAACACCUACCUCUUCUCCGAACUCCUCCACACCCCCUCCAUCCAAUCUCUCGCCUCCUCCCCGACUCACGCCUCCUCCCUCGCCCUCCUCCAGAUCUUCAGCUACGGCACCUACGCCGACUACCGCGCCGCCUCCCCGGCCCUCCCCAAGCUAAACGACUCCCAAACCCUCAAGCUCCGCCAGCUCUCCCUGCUCAGCCUCGCCCGCGACAGGCGGAACCUUACCUAUGAGAAGCUGUCCGAGGCUCUGGGCCUCGACUCGACCCGCGAUUUGGAGAACCUUGUCGUGACGGCCGUGUAUGCGGGGCUUCUUGACGCUACGCUCGAUCCGAAUCGUCAGGUCGUGCAGGUGCAUAGCGUCGCUCCCCUCAGGGACCUCGCGCCCGGAGCCGUGCCUCCCAUGAUGGAGAAGCUGUCCGCCUGGUCCGAUAGGUGCACGUCGACCCUUACGGACCUAGAGGCCGAGAUCCAGGCUAUCAAAGACCAGGCCGCGAGACGCCAGUGGGACCAGGAGCUCAAAGAAAAGGAGACGCAGAGGCUCACGGCUCUGCUGAAGGAACCUACGUCGGAGAGUGCCGGGAAGAAAUCUGCUGCUGCUGUGGUUGGGAAGGGGAUGCGUUUUGGGAAGAGGGGUGCUGUGGAUGAUCAUACCGAGGAGGCUAUGGAUGUCGAUGUUGAUGACGAUGCGGGUAGUAAGGUUCGAGUUAGCAGGAGGAAACUCUGA